GCUCUUAAGACGGUGACGUAUCAAGACAAUCAUGUUCUUAGAAAGUUGUCAUCCAACGCGGGUGUUGCCUUUUUAUGGACUAGAUGCGGAGAGGUACAAGAAGGGCUUUAAGGAUAUGAAAAAACUUUAUAAGUGGGUGACGGGUUGGCGGUUUUUCAGUCGAGACUUAAGAAUGCGCUCCCCUUCUUUUCCAUGCCCAAUUAUAGGCCGAUGCUACGAACAAGCAGGAAGCAGAACCACAGGGCCAAGCAGAGGUAGGAUGCGCGAGCAAAGAAGUGGGAGAUGCGGCUGUGAUAUAGCUCAACGAUACGUGUGGUAGUCACGUGACCAUACCCCGUGUGCUCUUUCCGUGCCUGUGCGGUUAUAGAAACUAAACGUUCAAGUCCAAACAUGCGUUGAAUAAAAAGAACGGGACAGACAUAGGAAACCCUCUAGGUUAUAUAUCCCUCC
This is a messenger RNA of Mytilinidion resinicola, 450 nucleotides long. RefSeq lists its product as uncharacterized. The record is from RefSeq and is a predicted model, not a curated record. Lineage: Eukaryota; Fungi; Ascomycota; Dothideomycetes; Mytilinidiales; Mytilinidiaceae. Bases 32 to 319 code for a protein of 95 amino acids. The transcript has a single exon.